Molecule: messenger RNA, 1339 nt
Organism: Brassica napus (rape)
Lineage: Eukaryota; Viridiplantae; Streptophyta; Magnoliopsida; Brassicales; Brassicaceae
Product: dehydration-responsive element-binding protein 1B
Exons: 1
Coding region: 515-1159 (214 amino acids)
Biological process (GO): regulation of DNA-templated transcription
Molecular function (GO): DNA binding; DNA-binding transcription factor activity
Source: RefSeq, a predicted model, not a curated record
CACAUAGACAGGAUAUUCAAUAUCAAUGAAAAAUAAAAUCAUGGAGAUUAUUGACAAAAAAAAGGCAUAGGGAGAGCAUUAAAAAUAUCAAGGAAGAAAACAAAAAGAGAACACUAAAAAUAUCUUCUUUGCAGAUUGUUUAUGUCCAUUAUUUUCAAAAUUAAUAAAUUUAUAUACUUAAUAACGAAUGAAGAGUCAAAACUCAAAAGUCAUUUCUUGUGGGUCAGUAGAACACGUGUGAGAUUCUUAGUGAAUAAAAACAGCGCAUACACUAACCGUGGGAUGGCUUAGCCGUGUCAAGUCACACACUCGCACUUGUCACUCCAGGAACCAGAAACUCCAUGUUUGUUCGCCUCUAGUUCCAGAGGCCAAUAUAAACACCAACUCUCACUCCCAACUUUUUAUCGAACUACAAACUUUAGAAUCCACCUGAGAGAUAAAAUAAACAUUUAUCAACCCAUCAGAACCGAGAUCUUUCUAGUUCCUUACUAUACUCAACCUUAUCCAGUUAACAAUGACCUCAUUUUCUGCCUUCUCUGAAAUGUUGGGCUCCGAGUACGAGUCUCCUACAUUAAGCGGGGAGUAUUGUCCGACGCUGGCCGCGAGCUGUCCGAAGAAACCUGCGGGUCGGAAGAAGUUUCGGGAGACGCGUCACCCAAUUUACAGAGGAGUACGUCUGAGAAACUCAGGUAAGUGGGUGUGUGAGGUGAGGGAGCCAAACAAAAAGUCUAGGAUUUGGCUCGGUACUUUCCUAACCGCCGAGAUCGCAGCUCGUGCUCACGACGUCGCCGCCAUAGCCCUCCGUGGCAAAUCCGCCUGCCUCAAUUUCGCCGACUCGGCUUGGCGGCUCCGUAUCCCGGAGACAACAUGCCCCAAGGAUAUCCAGAAGGCGGCUGCUGAAGCCGCGGUGGCUUUUCAGGCUGAGAUAAAUGAUACGACGAAGGAUCAUGGCUUGGACGUGGAGGAGACGAUCGUGGAGGCUAUUUUUACGGAGGAAAACAGCGAUGGGUUUUAUAUGGACGAGGAGGAGUCCAUGUUCGGGAUGCCGACCUUGUUGGCUAGCAUGGCCGAAGGGAUGCUUUUGCCGCCACCGUCCGUACAAUUCGAAUAUAACUAUGACUUUGACGGAGAUACCGACGUGUCCCUUUGGAGUUAUUAAUACAGAGAUUUUUUAUUUCCGGUUUUUGUAUAAUACAGUACUUUUUUUGGAUUUUUGGAUUCUUCCUUUUUAUAGGACAUCCUUUAUUUUUUGUAUAUUUUGUUGGUGUUGUGACAGCGAGUGUAUCUGUAACAAUGUUGCGACUCGGUAAAUGUGAAAAGUUUAUAAAUCUUUUGUGAA